Toxorhynchites rutilus septentrionalis is the source of this 1627-nucleotide messenger RNA. RefSeq names its product protein farnesyltransferase subunit beta (gene Fntb). The record is from RefSeq and is a predicted model, not a curated record. NCBI's taxonomy places the organism in Eukaryota, Metazoa, Arthropoda, Insecta, Diptera, Culicidae. Gene Ontology annotation, biological process: protein farnesylation. The transcript has 4 exons. The coding region runs from base 106 to 1476 and encodes 456 amino acids. Gene Ontology annotation, cellular component: protein farnesyltransferase complex. Gene Ontology annotation, molecular function: protein farnesyltransferase activity.
ACAGCAGAAAAACAUAUGUGACAGAGAACCGUAGUAAUUUAGCUCCGCCUGAUAAGAUUUAAUUCGAUUAAAAAUUAAACCAAAAAUAAGAUUCCAGGAGACAGCAUGACAACGGAACAGCCUCGUAAUCUCAAAGAGUACCAUCGCUAUAAAUGUAGUGAUGAAGGGUGGGAAAGUCCCACGACGGUCCAGCAGGUUUUAACAGAACGCACAAUCGAGCCGCUUUACGAACAAUUUCAAAAAUCAGUUGCACAGAAUCCGGCGCUGCCGAAAUUAUAUCGCAAUGAACAUGCUCGAUUCUUGAUGACAUCGUUGGAACGUUUGUCCAGCGGGUACGAAUGUUUGGAUAGUAGCCGUCCUUGGCUGGUGUAUUGGAUUCUAAAUGCGGCCAGCGUGUUGGGAGUGAAAUUAGCGGACAGCGUGCUUUGUCGGGUGGUAGAUUUUCUGAUUAAAUGUCGGGAUCCCAAGGGAGGUUUUGCUGGUGGACCCGGCCAGGAACCCCAUUUGGCUCCCACGUAUGCCGCAGUUAAUGCUCUUUGCAUCAUAGGAACCGAAAAAGCGCUGAAUGCCAUCAACAGAAGAACACUGAAGAGGUUUCUGUGGGCGGUGCGAGAACCGAAUGGUGCUUUCCGAAUGCACAUCGAAGGAGAACUGGACGUGCGCGGUGCAUACUGUGCUAUUGCUGCCUUCAAAUUAGCUGGUUUCUCUGCAGAAGAUGAGACCAAAUUAUUCGAGGGCACCUCCCGUUGGAUUUCUGAAUGUCAAACCUACGAAGGGGGAUUUGGUGGGGCUCCCGAUUUGGAAGCACACGGAGGAUACUCAUUUUGUGCAGCAGCAGCGCUGGUACUGUUGGGUGGGGAGGACCAAUGUGACCUGAAUGCGUUACUCCGGUGGGCUGUGAACCGUCAGAUGGCAUUAGAGGGAGGCUUCCAGGGACGUACGAAUAAGCUUGUUGAUGCAUGCUACUCUUUCUGGCAGGGAGCGUUGAUACCGAUAAUUCAGAGUCUAAUGGCACGCAAAGAAGGAAGACCUGAAAUCAUGAGCAAAAUUUUAUUUCACCGAUUAGCUCUGCAAGAGUAUGUCUUGAUUUGCUGCCAGAAAAUCAACGGAGGAUUGAUUGAUAAACCGAAAAAACCCGCUGAUCUCUACCACACCUGUUAUGCAUUGAGCGGCGUUGCUAUAGCACAACACUGUGAUACCAGCCAACCUCCGUUGGUUCUUGGUCAUCCGGAUAACGAGCUUUUGCAGACGCAUCCCGUCCAUAAUAUUCCGCCAAAAGCGGUAAUCGAAGCGUACAAGUACUUUUUGAAGCAUGUUCAAAUAGAGAAAGAAGAUAAUGAUGGUGAUGACUCCGAUAGUUCAGAUAUAGAAAUGAAAGAGGUAUCGAGUGAAUCCGCUAGCAACAAUGGAACGAUGUCAGACAAUUCCUGGAAGGAAUCCACACCUGAAGAGACGGUUCCUAAUUUAGAGAUUUAAAAUAGCUUCUCGGCGAGAAGCUGCUAAUUUUAUGAAACUUUCACCAUUUUGAUACUUUAAAAGUAAAUUUAUGAGAAAUGAAUUUUGUUGUAUGUUGAGCAUUGAAAGUGUGAUAUACGAUGAAAAAAAUAUAUGCAGUGAAUGAAACAUA